Messenger RNA from Stegastes partitus (bicolor damselfish), 2683 nucleotides. Its product is annotated as histamine H3 receptor. The record is from RefSeq and is a predicted model, not a curated record. Gene Ontology annotation, molecular function: G protein-coupled serotonin receptor activity; G protein-coupled acetylcholine receptor activity. Gene Ontology annotation, cellular component: dendrite; plasma membrane; synapse. NCBI's taxonomy places the organism in Eukaryota, Metazoa, Chordata, Actinopteri, Pomacentridae. Bases 302 to 1603 code for a protein of 433 amino acids. Gene Ontology annotation, biological process: G protein-coupled receptor signaling pathway, coupled to cyclic nucleotide second messenger; adenylate cyclase-inhibiting G protein-coupled acetylcholine receptor signaling pathway; chemical synaptic transmission. The transcript is spliced from 3 exons.
CAGCCGGCACUGUAGAUAAUUGGCUGUGAGGAAAGGACAGAGUGCACCCACAGGAGCAACAGUUUUUUUGUUUUGUUUGUUUCUGUUUUUAUUUAUUUUUUUAAAUUAAAAUUAUUAAGAAACAAAUCUGAUUUAUCUCCAGCCUGCGUCUCUCGAUCACACACCUGUUCUGAUGAGAGGGAGGAAAAUGGAGAUUUGGGAAAAGUCCCUUCAUUCAUCCACAGGUCUUCGCGCAGGUUUAACUCCUCGUUAAAGUGGAGCGCACCGUUGGCUGGACUUGUUCGCGGUCUUUGUGCGUGCAAUGAAAAGAGCCUACGAUGAUCCUGGCUGUGAAUUAACUAUGGGCGCGCACAUCGUGGAGUCCAACUCCAGCGGCAACUUGACGCCUGCGGUGUCCGAGGCUGGGACCGUCCUCCCGGGAUACCUGGUGGUGAUCUUAUCGGUCCUCAUGGGGACUCUGGUGGUCGCCGUGGUAGCGGGGAACGCGCUGGUCAUCAUGGCUUUUAUUGUGGAUAAAACCCUGAGAAAUCAAAGCAACUACUUCUUUCUCAACCUUGCCAUAUCGGAUUUUCUCGUGGGUGCCUUCUGCAUCCCGGUGUACAUCCCGUACAACCUGACAGGCAGGUGGAUGCUGGGGAAGGGUCUCUGCAAAGUGUGGCUGGUCAUGGACUACCUGCUCUGCACCGCCUCAGUCUUCAACAUUGUCCUCAUUAGUUAUGACCGCUUCCUGUCAGUCACAAGAGCAGUUAAAUACCGAGCUCAGAGGAACAUGACCCGCCAGGCUGUGUUCAAGAUGGUGGCGGUGUGGGUGCUCUCCUUCCUCCUCUACGGCCCUGCCAUCAUUUUCUGGGAGACGAUCGUCGGCCAGAGCGUCGUCCCGGCCCACGAGUGCUACGCCGAGUUUUAUUUCACCUGGUACUUCCUGCUCAGCGCUUCUACCUUCGAGUUCUUCACCCCGUUCGUGUCGGUGGCCUUCUUCAACCUCAGCAUCUACCUGAACAUCCAUCGCAGGAAUAAGAGAGGUGCUGCCUGCGCCGAGGACGAACCCAAGCCACCGAAGACCACCAAGAAGCACAAAGAAGCAGGAGGCUGGUCCGUGUUUUUUGUCAAGACUCGCAAAGUGUCGUCCAGCGAGCCAACCGCUAUCUCUGCUGUAAUAGAGGACGACGACGUGCUGAACCCCUCUUCUAGCGGGGAGCCGAACACCAGUCAGAUAUUCAUGCAGCGGGAGAAGCUCUCGCCAAGCAGAAAAAACUCCAGGCUGUUUCAGCACUCAGCCUCCUGCGUGGCUCCUGGCCGUAGGACACAAGGAUCUCGCCUUUCCCGAGACAAAAAGAUUGCCAAAUCUUUGGCCAUUAUAGUCUGCACUUUUGGGAUAUGCUGGGCUCCGUACACUCUACUAAUGAUUAUCCGUGCUGCCUGCAGCGGUGAGUGUGUGGCGAACUACUGGUACGAGAUUACAUUCUGGCUUCUGUGGCUGAACUCCGCCAUCAACCCAAUCUUGUACCCUCUGUGCCACAGCAGCUUUCGAAGGGCUUUCUCAAAGAUACUGUGUCCCAAAAGACAAUCGGUGCAGCCUCAGAUUGAGGCUCAGUCUUGUUAGAUUGCACUUCCAUACUUUAUGAAUGCAGUAAAUGUUAUUGGUCAAACACUGUACAAAUCCAUGCAAUGUUCUUCCAUCUAAGAAUCAAAAGUAAGAGAAAAAGUGAGGAUUAUUACAUGUUUCACAGCAAUACGAGGAAUCAGCGCACUCAUGAAAAUAUUCUUAUAUAGUAAUAUUCUUAAUGACAGAGCAGACGAGAGGAUAAAGUGCCAACAAGAGCCAAUGUCAGGUUUUUGAAAUCAUUUCAAAAUGUAUGCUAGCCUUGACAGACAAUCUGUGUGAGUAGGAUAGGAAGGAAUGAAUCGGGUUAGGGUUUCUCACCGCCGAGGUCUUUAUGUGCUGAAGACUGUGAAAUGAUGACAUAUGCAGCCAGAUAGGAGCUGAUUACCAUAAUUUAGUCUGAGAUAUUAUACAAGAACUACAGCACACCAAGUUGUUAAAUUGCGGCCUGUCAGACUGGAAGCACAGCGGGGUUUUUUUAAGGGCUGCAGUGACGGGAAAAUGUUCCAACUCCCAUUUAGUCGAAGCUGAUGUGAAAUAAUGGUCUCAAUGGUCUUUUAAUGGUUUCAAAAUCUCUCUGCACAUGAAACCUUUUCACGUCUCCAUUUCAAACACAUGGCUGUUCAUCUGAAAAUGAAGCAAACUUCAAGCUUUUCAUCAUGCAGCAAUAUAAUAACCAGUGUAGAGUCGUCAAAGUUCAAAGCACCAGAAAAAGAAGAGAAGCACCUGUGUUUGUUUACUGACUGCUGAGUGUACUUUUAUCACAGUGAUAUUUUAUAUUGUUUUAUCUAUAAAGUGCACUCGGGGGGGCAGGGAGGUCAAUCAGCUGUUACUGCCAACACUGAAUCUGCACUUAUAUUUAAAAAAGAUGUACUUGUUGAUGUUAAAAAUGUUGAGCACUAUGAAAUGAAAGCAGCAUUUGUACAAUAAGUUCUAUGCCAAGCUAGAUGGUUGUGUAUUUAUUGCAAAACAGAACUGGUUUAUACCCCCUAAAAACUAUUAUAUGACCACUUUGUAUCUUGGUUAUGAAUGUGUGUCGGUGUAAUAGCCAAAGAAAGAAUAAAAAGAAGAUGAACUACA